Hyalella azteca is the source of this 9007-nucleotide messenger RNA. RefSeq lists its product as uncharacterized. Lineage: Eukaryota; Metazoa; Arthropoda; Malacostraca; Amphipoda; Hyalellidae. Gene Ontology annotation, cellular component: ER to Golgi transport vesicle membrane; endoplasmic reticulum exit site. Bases 171 to 8612 code for a protein of 2813 amino acids. The record is from RefSeq and is a predicted model, not a curated record. Gene Ontology annotation, biological process: Golgi organization; COPII vesicle coat assembly; autophagy. The transcript is spliced from 26 exons.
GAUGUUGCUGACAAGUCACAAACUCACUCAGAUGUCGCUGCCGACACUCAACGUGAAAUUGACGUAAAAUGAAUUCGACUUAUUAAUAGGAUAACCAAGAAACACAAGAUUUUUUGGCUCUGCAAACGGUAUUUAAUGAUCAGACUAAUAGCUGGCAAGUUGGUGGUACAAUGUACAGACAACGUCUGAAGGGGGGCCAUAGAGUGGGCAUCAGCCAGCAACAGAACCCCAGUGCCACGCAACAUCAUUUUGGUGAUGGGGGAGCUGCAGCAAAAACUGGCACCCAUAAACCCCCUGGCCCUCCACAGGCUGGGGAUGCUGGAUGGGGCUUCGGGGAUGACUGGGGCUGGGGUGAGUCAUCCAAUUCUUCAUACAAUACCCAGUCCCAGCCAUACCAAGCUGCUGAACAUCAGCCAUUAAAGCCUCAACAGCCUAUAGGCUUUGUUCAGCCUCAUCUUCAUCGAAAUACAGAUCAAUAUCAGCCUAAUAAUCAGCAUACUAACCAGCCAGCUGUGCAGCAGUACCAUCAGCCUGCAGUGCUGCAGUACCAACACCAGUCUGCAGUGCAGCAGUACCAGCACCAGCCUGCAGCAGCCCAGCAGUACCAUCAACCUGGUAACAAUCCUAUUUUCCUAAACACUCCUGAGAACACUGCUACUGACUUCUCCAACAACAAUAGCAAUGGCACUGAUAUUGCUUGGAGUGAUAAUUGGGAAGCUGAUUGGAGUACUGUGGAAAAUCAGGAACAAUCUCAACAUGAAAUCAAACCAAUAGAUAACAAUUCUAACUCCCAUUAUGAUUAUCACACGGAAAAUCAAAAUCAACAACCGUAUAAUUACCAGCACCAGUUUCUGCCGGAUCAACAACAGACUCAUCAGACUUGGUCUCACCAUGACGCCAACCUGACACAGCAGCUACAAACGCAAGAGCAGCAUCCACCCAAAACUCACCAACAGCUACCAACGCAAGAGCAGCAGUCACACGAGAUACAGCAACAGCUACCAACGCAAGAGCAGCAGUCACACGAGACUCAGCAACAGCUACCAACGCAAGAGCAGCAGUCACAUGAGACUCAGCAACAGCUACCAAUGCAAGAGCAGCAGUCACAUGAGACUCAGCAACAGCUACCAAUGCAAGAGCAGCAGUCACACGAGAUACAGCAACAGCUACAAACGAAUGAGCAACAAUUGUAUGAGACAUGGCAACAAACGCAUGAGCAGCAGCAGUCAUUUGAGACACAGCAACAGCUACAAACAAAUGAACAGCAGUCACAUGAGUCACAACAACAGCAACAAGUUUACUCUACUGUUCAGCAUGAGGCAUCAAAUGAGCUGCAGUCAAAUCACGCACUGCAACAUCAAGCCAACCUAAUUCUUGAGCAGUUGCCGUCAAACCAAGAGCAGGGGAGCCUGCAGCAGAGGCAUCAGCCCAGCGCAGAGUCUGAGUGGUCUGACUGGUGGGAGGACAUGUCUCAGCAAGAUAAUCAACAGAAGCCUGCAGAUAAACUACUACAUGAUAACCAGAUGCGCCAUUUAAUAGAGCAACAGCACACUCAGCAGACUUACGGAAUACAAAAUGAGCAAGAUACUCAAGGCAACCAAACUAAACAAGCAAAUGAGGGCCUUGCUUUGCAACAAGAGACGAAUGACAAAAGUCAUCAGCAGGAGAACUGCUUCCUUGAUGAGCAAGACCGACAAUUUAUGAAGCAACCACUCCAAGAUCAUCAUGAACAAGCCAAUCCAUAUCAUCAGGAGCAAAAUUAUAAUAGAGGUCGUGAAGAGAUAGCUGGCAGUCAGUGUGAAGAUCAGUGUUACCCCUACAAUCAUCAGCAGGGACAGCAAACUGAUGCUAAUGUGGUCUCUGAUGCUGCCUCUCAGUUCUAUGGUUUUAGUCCUGAAGUCACAGCUGACACUCGGGUGGUUGAUGAUGAUUUUUCCAAACCUAGUAAUGUAAAGCAAGUCGAGACAACUUCUGGCUUUGGUGAUGAGAUGCCAGAAGAUGGAGGUGAAUCGGAACCAGUAGAGGGUGACUGGGGGGAUGAUUGGGGAGACGAGAUGGUUGAAGCAAAUCCCUCCCUGAUAAAUCCUGAUGGAGUUGGUAGUGAACUUCAGCAUCCAGAAGCAGAAAGUUUUGGUCAAAUUGAUGAAGGAAGUUCUGACAAACUUGAAGUGGAAAGUUCAUGUACUGAAAAUUACUCAACUUCCAGUAAUGCUCUACCUGAAUGUCAAGUUGAAGGGAAACUUUUAGAUCCUUAUUUUGAGCAGAACGAUUCUGGUGAAACCAAAGCAAACUCUAUGGUCGGCUCUCAAGCAGAGGAAGUAGGCUUUGCAGCUGCUAUUGCACCUAUCACUCACAGCGGGGGAGCCUGGCACCAGCCCGACGUUGGGGCAGCUGUAAAAGCUGUGACCGACGUUGCUGCCAAGGGGUGGGGAGUGAUGUUCAGUGCUGCAAAGGGCGUUGCUUCAGACGUCUUGGAAGUAGCAACUACUAACAACCCGGCAUGGGGUGUUCAGAAUACCCAAGAUAUCACCCUGUCAACAAACUUGCACUCUUCCCAAGUAAGUGCCAUCCCGCCUACGAACGACCAAUCGUCGCAAAAAAUAUACGGUGCAAGCGUGGGUGAAUUCAACGCCUCCGCCUCUCAGGAUUCCACCACUGCCAGGGGAGCUCGUGGCUUCCAGGGCUGGUCCAACGAUGAUGGCUGGUGUGGAGACGACGCGCAGGUGGACAGCUUUGACGGACUUAGGAUUUCUGGUACGUUGAGUACGGGUGCUGCAGGACAGUUACCGGGAGGACUAAAUAAACAGCCUAUAGAACAAAAUGAGCAAGGACAGCAGAGAGAACAAAAUGAACAACUGCAGCAUGCAUUUGCGCAACAAAAUACUGAUCAGAAUGAACAAGAACAGCGCCCGUCACUACCGCCACAGGAACGACUUCGUCAAGACGAGCAAGAGCUGGAGAUUCACUAUCAGCAGGAAUGGCAGCAUCAAAAUUUGCAAAUGGAGCAGCAAGAAGAACAACAUCGCCAUCCAGAUUAUUUUCCAACGAAAACUCCAGAAACUAGCGACAAUGAUGGUCUUCAGUACAUGCCCAGUGCUCCUCCUGUAAAUUCCACAACUUCAUCCAUUUUUGCUGCCCCUGUAGCUCCUUCAUCGACCUCGUCUCUGUCAACUAUUCCUUCCGUCACAUGUCUAACUCCUUCAGUUGCUGUAUUGUCCUCUUCGUCCAGCUCUCCUGUAACAACAAGUGUCCAGUCUGUCCCGACUCCUGCCUCAACGGCACCUCCUCCUACAGCUAUUUCAGUUCCAGGAGGCAGCAUUAAAAGCUUACGUGCGCGUAAAGGAAGUCCUUUUCAACCUCCGAAGAACAUCAACCUUGUCGCCGCCAAUUCGGCCAUCCCUAAUGUGCCUUACUUGCCUGAUCCAGGAUCCAACAUUUCCUCUACCAGUGUAACCGCGAAGACGAGCGACAAUAAUCCUGACUCUUGUGAUGGAAAGCAAACUAAUGUAAUGACACAGUCUCACAAUGUAGGUGCUUCUCAAGAUGACUUAUGCGCGGGGAAACCAGAUGAACGUAAAAGGAAAACAGAAAAAUCAUGCUUUGAAGAGAGGCAAGAUAAUGCAAAAAGUCAAGAAAAUAUACAAAAAGAUGGACAUGAGGACGGAGAAGACAGAAACGCGGGAACUUACGACGACGAAGAAGAAGAAGAUGAUGAAGCAGGAGUGCCUCGCUUUAGCCGCAUGGUUCCGGGGUGCGGUAGUUCAGCCGAGCCUCAAGUGAUCCAACCUCCUCACACUCAUUCAAAUCCUCCUCCCAUGCCCACUGAUAGGGUUGUGACGGGCAUAGAUAACCCCAUAGCUCCUCCCCCACAACCUCAUAGUGGGACUAUAGGGAGCUUAACUUCACAGCCCCAACGACCUCCAUUACAUCCACCUAAACGCUCCGCCACCAUUGGCUCGGAGGAAAACGGCGCUUCUGUCCCACUACGUCCUCCGUCGAACGGCGCGUCAUCACCGUCUUCCAAGGCACGUCAGCUGCCCUCGUCGUCCAGGGCACGUCAGCCGUCGUCCUCGACGUCGUCAGUGUCACCGCCACCGUCGCCGACGUUCGACGCGUCGUCGUAUGGGCGGAGCGGCAAACGCGGCGCGCAGUCUGGCCGUCCGCGCGGUGACGCGCAGCCGUCCAGCCGCCGCGUCAGGGACGACCAGCGCCCCAAGGCCAGGUAUUCGGGCAGCGGGCGACCGCGGUCUGCUUAUCGCGAGGAUGUCGCUCGUCACGACGGUGAGGGCAACAACGACUACGAUGAUCGCAGUGACAGCGAUACUCGCAACCAUUCUAAAUACCAUCGACGUCAGGACCAGCACCGAGAGGGUGAAGGUGAGGGCUCCCGCAGCAGCAGCUUGGAGGGCCGUGAACCCUCUUAUCCACCCCGCAUUACGGGGUCUGGGGACGACCAGGUCCCCAGUGGGGACGACCGAGCACGACGGUCUCGAGACCCACCCCACAGGUCCGAAGAUCCUCACUACCAUAGAGGAAGAGACGCCCAGCCAAAAUCUUACCGUCGAAAAGACGAAUCUUAUCGCAGAGGCGAUGAAUCUUAUCGACGAGGCGACGAAUCUUGUCGCAAAGACGACGAAUCUUAUCGCAGAGGCGACGAAUCUUAUCGGAGAGACCAUGAAUCUUAUCGCAGAGGUGACGAAUCUUAUCGCAGAGGCGACGAGUCUUAUCGCAAAGACGAUGCUUUGCACCGUCAACACAACGAAAGUUAUCGUAAAGGGAGAGACGAAUUGUACCACAGAGGCGAUGAUCCCUACCGGAGGGAUCGCAGACGGGGAGAUGAGAAGGGGAGCAGGGAGUGGGAGGCUGACAGCGACUGGGACCAGACAUCAUCGUCCCGACGCUGGAAGUAUCGGGACUACCAUGACCGCGGUUACCCAGGCUACGACGCUUACUACAAGAGCAGUCGUCGCGCAGCUGGCAGCGACCACUACGACCACCAAUCAUUAAUGAGUUACUACAACUACUAUGCGCCUUACUACGAGCAGCAUCCCAAGUACCGCGACUACUGCCACAACUACUACAAACACUACCCGCAGUAUGCAGCAGCAGCGGCAGCAGCAGCGCCGUCAGCGCCGCACUCGCUGCCUGACGAGCGCGGCAGCGUGCGGUCAGGCCGCAGCUCUGCUGCCGAGGAGGUCAAGAAGGCUACCCUCAACUCCAGUCGUGUGAUGGGGGGCAGCAGUUCGUUGUAUGACCCCUACGGCCUCUACCCCCGCCACCCCCACGACACCUCCAGCGGGGACAUGAGUGGCCGUGUCUCAGCUGAGCCCCCCCGCGCCCCCUCACAGCGCUUCACCCCUCCCCGCUACUCCCGUAGGCACGUCAUCACACGCUUCACCACCACCAGUCAACUGCUGCUGGUGAUGCCUGAGUCAUCAUCCUUGUCUGUGAUGAACAUACGAGACGUCCUCGCUCAUGAUCCUGACUGCAGGCGACAGAUACGCGCGCUGGAGGCCUUCCCUGGACCUCUUACUGUAGAGGACACUCACAAGGAAGUUGUGGUGCGGUUCUGUGAGGCAAAGCAUCAUCACUACCGAGACCUCUGCAGCAGAACUCAGCAUGAACAACUGCGAUCACAAGCGUUGCUAUGGCGCUACCUCACUCUACUUGUGCGCCAGAACGGCAAACUCUGCUCUACAGACUUGGCAGCUUUGCUUGUAGAGAGCGCCAACGAUGUCUCUCAAGAAGACCUCAUCACUGCCGCCGUGUCCAGGGGCUUGUCGAACAUGAACCUGGACGAUGGUGCUGGGUCUAGACCCAACACCACAGCAGGAGACGAUGAUCAGGGCGAGAGACGAGACGAAGGAAGAAGAUCUAUGAUGCGAGAUGAAGACUCGGUUGGCCGUCUUACCGCGUCAGUGAGCCAUACUUCCCUGGCUUCUUCAUCAUCAAAUAUAAACAUCGGUCAGCCUGUGGGUCCCAACGGACCCGUGGACACCCUUGCCCCCAAGGUAAAGGCGGAUGUGACCCGUUGGCUGCCGCAGCUUACGAAGGAGCAGCUGGAGCGCGUGGACCGCCAGUUGGAGGAGCUGGUGUGCUUAGGGCGCCGUAGGGAUGCCAUAGAGCUGGCCAUCGAGCAGCGACUGUGGGGCCACGCCAUGGCCAUAGGGAGCCGCAUGGAGCAGGCGGUGGUGGGGCGCGUGUAUGCCUCGUUCAUGCAGUGCUUGGCCCCACAACAUGUCUUGCACACGCUCGUGCAGCACGUCAACGGCAAGCGUCCUGAUGUCACCAAGAGCUACAGCCGUAGCAGGUGGGGGGAGUGGCGCCGCCACCUCGCCACUCUCGUGGCCAACCCGUCACCCGCCGCCACCAAGGACCUCACCGCCAUCGUCGCCCUCGGGGACGCCCUCGUCACGUCAGACGUCGCCGCAGGCCACGUAUGUUACCUGAUGGGGGGCGGCGUGCAGCUGUGGGGCCACAAGCUGCACCUGCUGGGCCUCGACCCCAGCCUCUUCAGGCCCUUCAGUGAGGCCUCCCUCUGCGCCCUCCAGUGUACAGAGGUGCUGGAGUACGGGCUGAGUUUGGCAUCAGCAGCGACAGACACGAGCGGCGCGGCGCCCGCCCCCAGCACCGCGGUGGCGCUCAGCGGCUUUGUUAAGUUCAAGCUGAGAUACGCGGCCGUGCUGGCUGAGUACGGCUUCUGUGAGGAGGCUAUCAGGUACUGCGAAGUGGUGUCAGGCACCGUGACCUCAGGCAGCUCUGGCGUGCCCCUGGGGGAGGACCUGCUACUGCUGGUGGCCGAGCUGCUGGAGCUGUCGACGCGUCUCAAGUAUCACGACCGCCAUUACCUGCUGGGGGAGGGCGAGACGCACGACAUGCCUGACCCUCAGUGGCUCACUGUACUCGCCAACUACAAGUACCACCUGCAGCAGCAGCUCGUGCAGACGAUGGAUCCACCAGCGCCAUCAGCCGAUGGCAGCCACCAUGUGAAGCAAGAGAACCAUUUGGAGGACCUGGAGCAGACUCACCAUCUGGAGGGCCUGGAUCAGAAGCACCACCUGGAGGAGCACCACCUGCAUCAGGAAGCUCCAUCUGAGCAGACAGACGGCGCUAUGACCAGCAUGAGUGUUGGGCCACCUGCUGCCAACGCUGUGAUGUCGCAAGACGCAUUGCAGGAUGGACACAGCGCCCCCCAGCACGACCUCUACGCUGACGACGUGAACCCCUACGGCAGCACGGAGCCCCCGCCACCCCCCAUGAUGAUCCCCACCCUCCCUGUCGAGGACCCCUCACACCUUAACUCGACGGCGGCUCAAGACGUACUUCAAAACUUCAGCUUUCAGCCGCACUUGCCCUCCAACCACAGCGCCUACGACGGACAGCCUGGGGUGGGGAAUGGAGUGGACACCUCCAUGGGGGGCUAUGGGGAGGAGGCGAGCGGACAGAGCAGCCCCCACUUCACCCCCACACAUGUCCCCAACCUCCCCCAGCUGCAGCAACCCAUGAGUUAUUCCCCGUAUGAGGGCGACGCUUACACCAGCUUACCCUCUGACUUUCCUGACGAGGGAGACGAGGGCAGCCCUCAAGACGCGUGGGGUUAUGCCAGUCUUCCCUACACCGGAGGAGGGGCGGACACUUCUGGACCGCCUUCGCCAGCUCACCAAGCCGAGACGCUGGAGCCAGCGAGCACGUCGUCUAGCAACAACAACAACGAAGGUAACAACAAAAGCAAGGAUGAUGACAACGGCAACAAGGCGACAGAGGGCGGCGACAAGAAGGGCUUCCUGGCGCGUAUCUUUACAUGGAAGAACAACCAGGCCAAGCUGCCUGAUGAUAAGAACCCUUCUAUCGUAUGGGACGAGGAGCGCAAGCGUUGGGUCAACACGGACGGCAGCGAUGACAACGACGCCCCUCCUCCCCCGCCCCCCAUGGCCUCCGCCUCCUCCCUGCCCCUCACCGCUAACAGGGCGGGGCCCCGACGAUCUCGCUACGUGAACCCCUUGGAUGAAAAAGAUCGCAUCAAGCCUGUCAGUACAAUGGCGCCUCCUCUGCUGCCUCAGCAGCAGCAACCCGUGCCUCAGCAACAGAUGACUGCUCCUCAGAUGCCUCAGCAUCUGCAGCAAAUGAUGCCUCCGCAACAGCUGCAAAUGAUGCCUCAGCAUCCGCAGCAAAUGAUGCCUCAGCAACAGCCACAAAUGAUGCCACAGCAACAGCAAAUGAUGCCUCAGCAACAGCCACAACUGAUGCCACAGCAACAGCCACAAAUGAUGCCUCCAGAGCAGCAAAUGAUGCCUGCACAACAGCAGCAAAUGAUGCCUCCCCAGCAACAGCAGCCUCUGGCAGCUCCUCACCAGGUCGCCGCAAACCCCCCAGCGGGAGGCAGGACGCGCUUAGACAGCUCCUCCAUAGACCUCGACGAUGCCGAUGAUCCCGCCAAAGAGGACGAAUCUUCAACAGCCGGUGGAGCUCCGAUGUUUUUCAACCCUGCUCAGUUUCAACAACUCAACACCAGCAGGACCGCUCCAACCAACCCCCGUAGAGGAAGAGGUGGCGGCCCACAGAGGAGGGCUUUUCCAGCGGGGGGCGCUGCGCCCCCUCCACCAAGAGCCUGAUUAAUGUGCAUCUUAGCCACUAGAUAUCAACAUUGUGCGAUAUAUUACAUGUCCCGCAUCGUUAUGUAAUGAAUACUUGUGCCAGCAUUCGAAGGACGACGAGCUUCUCCCCACCAAAUCUCGUUUCUCAAAGCCUCGUUUCAUUCACAAAUUCUUGAGCAAUGUGCUUCUUCCUGUACGAAUACUUGCUUCCUCUGUAGUGCAAACGAGUGCUACCGACGUGGCCUUCGCACACGUCAGUAGUGUGCAACGAACCGUAAAUUUGAUUUCCACUAGUAGAAUUUAUGCUCCUCUAGCAAAUGCACUAGUUUUUGUAUAAAUAUAUGCAUAUUAUUAAAACCUUAAUGGGAGUCAAAAGAGUUAAGGAUUUUUUCAUAGGAAUUUUAUCAUGUGUA